AUGGAUCCUUCUGCACACCACAUGAAGUGCUCGCUGUGCCCUGAAAUACCGUCAAUCAGAAUAAACAACCUAGACUACUGCAAUGCUUGCUUUGAAAGGCAGAUUCUGCGCAAGACUCUCAGGUGUCUCAGAGGACUCCGUCCAAAAACAAAAAUAAUGGUUUACUUCGAUGGAACACUGCAAUCUCUCACGAUUGCUCAUGCGAUUGGAAGAUUUAAAAAUAAGGCUUUGCAUGAAUUUGUUGCUCUGAUCAAUUAUGGCAUUCGAGAGGAGUUUAUUAGCAUUCUCAAUGAACUUGGCUUCCACAAACACAUAAUCCUUUCUGGAUGUAAUACAAACAAUGGGAUUGAUCCAUUACCGAGUGGCAUAAUUGAUAUAGCAAGAGAAUCACAAUCGCACAUGCUGAUAUUCCAGGUGUGUGCAGAAUUUGAGUCUGUGAUCGCACUCAGAUCAAUAUGCAGUGGACAGGGAAUAGAUUCAUACAGCCAAAUAUACUCAAAUGCCAACAAUCUAAUCACUGUAAAUGCAUUAGAAAAGACAAAAGCAAAGGAAGUAGUAUAUUAUGCAUACCUCAAUAAUAUAUCAUACACAGGCAUAAUGCACACACAAUGCAUAACAGAAAUAGAAGCAGUGCUUCUGAGAUUCAUCAAGAAGAUGGAUGAUAGAAACAGUCUCUCACUCUUCAACAUCCUAAACACAAUCAGAAAACUUGUGUCAGACAAUCAGACCGCUGUUUCCAAAGAUAUACCAGUGUAUGGGUGUAACACAGAAACAGCGCCAGGCUAA
Molecule: messenger RNA, 786 nt
Organism: Ordospora colligata OC4
Lineage: Eukaryota; Fungi; Microsporidia; Ordosporidae
Exons: 1
Coding region: 1-786 (261 amino acids)
Source: RefSeq, a predicted model, not a curated record